AUGUCUUCAAACGCUCAAACAAAUCAGUCCACGCUAAGGAAACUACGAAUUGCGUUUGUCCACCCAGACCUGGGCAUUGGAGGAGCCGAAAGAUUGGUUGUUGAUGCAGCCUUAGGUUUACAGGAAAAGGGCCAUGAAGUUAUCAUAUACACUAGUCAUUGCGACAAGAAUCAUUGUUUUGAAGAGGUGAAGAGUGGUGUAUUGAAAGUGGAGGUCAUGGGUGACUUUUGGCCCACUAAUAUCUCCGGGAAACUGUUCAUUUUGUUUGCCAAUCUGCGUCAGUUAUAUCUGACUGGGAAGCUUGCUCUGACGGGGAAGAUUGGCAAAAACGAUCUGUAUAUUGUUGAUCAGCUCUCUACAUGUGUUCCAUUCAUUGCUCUGCUAAGCCAGUCUAGUAGGGUGUUGUUUUAUUGUCAUUUUCCGGACCAGUUGCUGGCUAGAAGGACCAGUUUAGUGAAAAAGGCCUACAGAGUCCCAUUCGAUCUGCUCGAACAGCUCACCAUGAAUGCAGCAGAUUGCAUUGUUGUUAACUCCAAGUUCACUAGGUCGGUGUUCGCCAAAACUUUCAGACUGGCAACGAGAAAGCCAAACGUUGUAUAUCCAUGUGUGGGCCUGGAAAACGAGAAAACUCCAGACAUAGAUACAACUCGAUUCAACUUUAUUCUUGCUAAAGACGCUAAAUUCUAUGUGAGCGUAAACCGCUUCGAACGGAAGAAGAACAUAGAGCUCGCCAUACAAGCAUUUGCUUUAACUUCGCAGAGUAAAAAGACAGACACCAAGCUAGUCAUUGCUGGUGGUUACGACGAAAGAGUACAAGAAAAUAGGGACUAUUUGUUGGAGCUUCAGCAGCUGUCAGACAAAUCAGGACUCGACUAUGUGACUUUACACUAUCCACAAUGGGAGAAGUGUCAGCAGGCAAUUCGCAAGGAAAUCUCCCAUGUCAAAAUUAUCUUUUUAACAUCCAUAUCCUCUUCGCUGAAAGAUCUGCUACUACAAAAAAGUGAAAUGCUUCUUUACACACCUGCUUUCGAGCACUUUGGGAUUGUACCUUUGGAAGCCAUGAAAUUGGGAAAACCCGUUCUUGCGGUGGACAAUGGUGGGCCUUUGGAAACGGUGGUUUCGCUUUCUCCUGGCUCGAACGAAAAGGAAUCCACCGGGUGGUUAAGAAGGGGCGUUCCUAGCGAGUGGGCUGCCGCUCUGGAAGAAUCGGUGACCUAUCUCCAAGAAAGCCCCACGAUUUUUGAGCAAAACGGGCCCACUAGAGUCCACGACAUGUUUUCCAGAGAAGCGAUGACAGAAGAAUUUGAAAAAAAUAUAUCAGGACUUCCUUGGGACACCAACAGACGAACCUACGCUUACCGAUUAACGUUCCUCCUGUUAUGUAUGUGUUCCAUCGCUCCCGUUGCAUAUUUCGCGGGUGUAAGAAGCUUGCCUUUCACAGUGACCGUGGCAGGACUACUCUAUUUCUUCAAAGGAAUCGAUUCAUUUGCAUGUAUCGCGGCUACCAUCAUAGUCAGCAUGAUAGUUGCGCGUUGA
This is a messenger RNA of Lachancea sp. 'fantastica', 1536 nucleotides long. NCBI's taxonomy places the organism in Eukaryota, Fungi, Ascomycota, Saccharomycetes, Saccharomycetales, Saccharomycetaceae. The record is from the annotation of a GenBank genome assembly.